AUGCCGCAACCGCGAGAGAAGCGAUACCAGAAGAGGACAAUCAAUCCGUUUGAAGUGAAUACGGUCCUGGAACAAGUUCCGGAUGAAGUAACUCUGGCGGCAUAUUUCGUAAACAUUAAAAAAACAGACAUCUCCGGUAUUUUGCGAGAUACUCCCUCGACACCGAUCUCUCAGUCGCCGCAAAGUUCGUCCUGUAGUCCAUUCACCACCGGCUACUACAAUGGUGCAGGAAUUUCGGGAUCAGCUCCACCAAUCAGCAGCAGCCAGGGGCAAGUGUUUUUUCCGCAGACUCCUACCGGAUUGGGUCCUCCGACGACUCCACUCGGUGUGGGUGGCGGAAACUAUCGAGGUCGAGUGUUCUUCGGCCAACCUACGCCCAGUCCCUCGGGAAGUAGCAGCUACAGCAGCCAGCACAGUGGCAACAGUCCCGCAGAUUCGAACCCGUCCUGCUCCUCGGCGGCACCGAUUUAUCACCAUUUCCCAACGACGUUCUCAUCUCCGGCCAGUGGAACAAACAGCAGCAGCAGCAACAGCAACAACAUCACAACGACAUCCCCAAGUAUGACAACAACCAUCGGAGCGGUAGCAGGAACCUCCGGAGGCACCGUUGUAACCUGGAGCAGUGGAGACGAUGGCAACGAGUCGAGCAGCAGCAGUAGCAGCAGCAGUGAUUCCUCUUCCGCUGGAGGAGCAACCGGAGGCUGCAGUCCCCUCUGCCUUGGACAUCAAGUGAUGCACAACCACCACAUGCAGCAUCUGCAGCACCCUCAGCAACACCUGGACAGUAUAGGUGGCUCACUGAUGGGUGCGGCCGGGGGAGGAGUAGGAACAGUAGGAGUAGGAUCAAGCGGCUCAGGGUUCAUUCCACCUCAUUUGGACUACAUGGCCGGUCGUGAACAGCUCCAGGAGUUCACCGGCAAGAUUCCGCAGCGAAAGAAGAAAUCCAAACCGAACAAAUCCAAGAAAACGAGAUUUCUGGAGCAGACACUCGUUUGGCCAACGCUAGCCGUAACUGCCACCCUAAUCGCCCUGGGCUGUGGACUGCUGGCCGCGCGGUAGAAGCUAGAAGGAAGCACCUCCAGAGAUCCUUGUCCCAUCGAGAUUGGCAAAAAAAAAUUAAGAACAACACAGUCCCCGCAGGUCAGCUUCGAUCCCGAUACGCGCAACUAGACGCGCAGACGACUGUCCUCUUUUUACGCAUCAGGCUGGUCCCGCAAACGCAAACUCGUCUUACGCACGCCACUUAAAGAAAACGCAUCAAGGAAACGAGACCACGCGGAUGACACACGCACCAAGAGUCGAGGCGUGUAUUUCUUGCACCCCGGGAGUGAAGCGCACUUGAACCUGAACCUGUUUCUGUGUUCUGCAUGUUUGUGGUUUUGUUUUGAUUUGCCAGAAGGGGUGGAUCUCACGCUAUUAGAGCGAAUUUACCCAUAAUUUUUUUAAAGCUUCUUUCUUAUACUCUUUUACCACAUGUUAUUGUUGAUGAUGUUGAUGCGUAGACGAACGCCUCAAACUCCAGUAGCAGUAGCUCAACAUUUUCAGGACCGGAUGUUCGAGGGCCCCGGAGGGUCUCCUCACACAGGUUUAUUUUUCGCUGCAUUUUAAACACAGUUAGGAUAAUUGCUAGCUAAAUGAUCCGGUACGAGGCGCGAGUUUCUUCUGAAACAGCCAGUAGAAUAAGACCAUACAUAUUUUUAAACGAAAUUUUCUACCCAAGUUUUUAAUCCCUUCGGCGGAUUGUGAUCUCCAGUUUUUUUAUGUUUUUUUAUUCUCUUAAAUCAAUCCAUUGAUUAGAAGAAAGUAUAAUCGACCAAACUCAUCGUUAGCUAAAAUUUAGCGUAGAAUGGAGGAAAAAGAUGUUUUUAACCCAAAGUGAAUGUGAUUAAUUUUUUUUUGUUCUUAAAAAUAUUCUACUCAGCAUUGGAUUUCUAAGCAUUACGUACGAAAUUAUUCGUAGCUUUCUUUUUAUUUUUGCUUUAAGUGUAAAUGUCUAAAAGAUUUCUCUUACAUACAUAUAAAACUUUAAAUAAGGCAAGUGUUUAGCAGAAUUUGAAACGUCCAACGAAAUUGGAACUGCACGAGAAGCCAUAAUCUUACAUAAGUUCUCUCCAUGGAAAGGGUUAUUAGUUUAGUGUUUUCUUUUUAAAAAAUCUCAUUGUUGUUGUCAUAAGUGCGGAAUAAAAUGUUGUUAACUUCAAGAGAACGUUUCUGCCAAUCUUAUAAAGAUGAUCAUAGAAUGGUUUAACAGUGGAACGUAAAUAUAAAAAUAAGAAAAAACAAGUGCCGAUAUAAACUUUAACCUUUAAGUUAACUCUAUUUUAUCAUGCUAGUAAAGUGAGUUUUAGUCCCAGGAAGCCAUCGAAACGUGGAUGAUUGCAGUAUUACAUGGUGAGAGUGUAACGUUGAUCUUUAAGCAUUUAACGUGGGUAAUGACCAAUAUUUCGUUAAAUUUUACAAGUAAACUUUUCAACGAAUAAUUAAAAACAAAUCAAUUUGAAGCACUCAAAUUUGCUUUAAUGAACCAAUAGGAAGUCAAAGUAAGAAAAACAAAAUAUUCAUAUAGGUAAUUGAUUUGUUUUUAUCAAAUUGGGAUUCGGAAUUUUGAAUAACACGAA
Molecule: messenger RNA, 2618 nt
Organism: Uranotaenia lowii
Lineage: Eukaryota; Metazoa; Arthropoda; Insecta; Diptera; Culicidae
Product: putative lysozyme-like protein
Exons: 4
Coding region: 1-1059 (352 amino acids)
Source: RefSeq, a predicted model, not a curated record